UGUUUGACUGUUGAUUUAAAGAGGAAUCUUAAAAUGUAAUCACAUCUAUCUCUCUCUUUUCUUCCCCUCUUGCCAUAAUAUAAACCAGAACUCCGCAUCUGUAAGAUAAGUUCUGUCAAUCCCUUCAGCCAAUAGUCUUUAAGGUCAGAAGAGCUUUAUGCUCGCGUCUCGACCUCUGUCAGAGGACCUCUAGAUCAGCCCACUGGGCCUCUCUGGCCUGGAGUAUAGCCUCACCCCCAACCCUCUCGAUACGAGGAGAGGCGUGCACGUGGGUGUGCUGCUGUCACUCUAUUCCAGCUGGACGGACACAACACAAAGUUUAAAGAAGAGAGGACACGCCGCGGCACAGGACGCACCAGGCUGAUCACUUUGGGCUUCUCCUUCGGAUUUUUACGUUUCUGUUCCGUUUUGUCGUUGUCAAAGUGCUCACGGUUUAAAUCGGGGGGGCUUGUUGUCCUUUUGGGGGAGUUUCACGUGUCUCCAUUUGGCACCAGACGCAUCUGUCAUCAAGCGUUACUGCCUGGAGCUGCCAAAGUCAUGCCGGACGGGUUUCAGCAACUUGGAGGGGAGACAUUGACUGGAACCUUUGUUCUCUCAGUCUUUACCGCUGUCCUGGGAUCUCUAGAGUUUGGAUACAAUAUCGGAGUCAUCAAUGCACCUCAGAAGAUCAUUGAGGAGGACUAUAAUGCUACAUGGGUGCACCGGUAUGGAGAGUCCAUCCCCGCAGGGACCCUCACCUCCCUCUGGUCCCUGUCUGUGGCCAUCUUCUCAAUUGGUGGCAUGCUGUCCUCCUUCUGUGUGGGCUUUGUCUCCGAGUGGCUGGGCAGGAGGAAAGCCAUGCUCAUAAACAACAUGUUUGCCUUCAUUGGUGGAAGUCUGAUGGGGUUGUCAAAGCUCUGCCGCUCCUUUGAAAUGAUGAUCCUCGGACGCUUUGUCAUUGGCGCCUACUGCGGGUUGGCGUCAGGCUUGACACCGAUGUAUGUGGGCGAGAUAGCUCCUACAAGUCUGCGAGGGGCACUGGGCACGCUGCACCAACUGGCUAUCGUCACCGGUAUCCUCAUAGCACAGGUCCUCGGUCUGGAGUCGUUACUGGGCGUUGCGGACUUGUGGCCAAUUCUGUUGGGUUUAUCGGUUGUGCCGGCUGUAUUUCAGAUGGCACUUCUGCCUUUCUGCCCUGAGAGCCCUCGCUUCCUUUACAUCGUCCGCUGCCAGGAGCACCAAGCCAAGAGAGGCCUGAGAAGGUUGACCGGCAGGCAGGACGUGAGCAGCAUGCUGGCGGAGAUGAAGGAGGAGAAGAGGAAGAUGGACAUGGAGAGGAAGGUGUCUAUCCUGGAGCUCUUUCGCUCUCCGCUCUAUCGCCAGCCCAUCAUCAUCUCCAUCCUGCUGCAGCUCUCCCAGCAGCUGUCUGGGAUCAACGCAAUUUUCUACUACUCCACCAGUAUCUUCAUGAAGGCAGGAGUCCAGAGUCCAGUCUACGCCACCAUCGGAGCAGGCGUGGUAAACUGUGCCUUCACCGUGGUCUCGCUCUUCCUGAUAGAGAGGAUGGGUCGACGGACGCUCCACAUGCUGGGUCUUGGAGGAAUGUGCAUCUGUGCCGUCAUCAUGACCAUGGCUCUUGCGUUGUUGGACAGUGUCCCAUGGAUGAGCUACAUUAGCAUGCUGUCCAUCUUCGGCUUUGUGGCCUUCUUUGAGAUCGGUCCGGGUCCCAUCCCCUGGUUCUUUGUAGCCGAGCUAUUCUCUCAGGGUCCAAGGCCGGCUGCCAUGGCUGUGGCCGGCUUCUCCAACUGGACCGCCAACUUCAUCAUCGGCAUGAGCUUCCAAUAUGUUGCUGACCUAUGUGGGCCAUACGUCUUCCUGAUCUUCGCAGUACUCCUCCUCUUCUUCCUCAUCUUUACAUUCUUCCGGGUGCCAGAGACACGGGGCAAAACCUUCGACCAGAUCGCCGCAAACUUCCAUCAGGACUCUGUAGGAGGAAUGAUGGACAUGGACAUGGAUCUGGACAAGCCCAGCACCGAGCUGGACUACUUGGGGGAUGAAAGCAUCAACUGAAAAGUUCCUGCUGAAGAGAGAUGGGACUGAGUACAUCUUGGAAUGGGCCUGACUCCUAACUUUUACUUUCUGACAUAUUGAGGUCAAUUGUUGAAUUCAUCUAGAUUGUGGUGCCAAAGCAGUGUUACUAGUGUGACAAUUUGGGUGUUUUGGAAUUGUCCUUUGUUGGUACCACAGCAAUAUGAGGUUAUGAAUUGAGCCUCGACAGGCUAGAAACCUAUGGAUUAAGAGUUGACUACUGUAGUUUCAAGGUGAACAUCAGAGAAAAGCGUCUGGACUGUUGAGGCAUUGACUUCCCUCGUGGUUGGUAGGAUUUUAUUCCACGGCGAUGCACUUGAUGGCAAUAUUGACAGACUGAGGUGGAGAGACUUUAGAAUUCCUGCACUUUAUCUACAAAGACAUCCAACAUUUUCAGAGUUUGGACAUAACCCCCCCCUCUCAGAAAUAGCAUACACAGCCAUAGAGCCAAGUAUACUUGCAUAUUUUGUACUAAAGCUGUGAACACUAGAUGUGUAAAUCCAACCGACUGAAGAACUUUUAACUGACAGCAUUCAGAUUUUUACCAUUUUGCUGAAAUUACAAGAUCAUGGUUCACAGAGUUGUCCAAUUGGUUUGAAUUAAGAUUUAAAUCCCAACACCUUUUGGUACCUAUGGAACCCUUUCAAUAACGGUCAAUUGUCAAGUACCAAAAGCUGGUCUGAGAUCUUUGAUCAUACAAUUUAAUUAAAAGGAUAGAUUUAUAUUUAGGCAAAUUCCGGGUCUGGCUUCUUGGGUAGAUUUAAAAUUCUGAAUUUUAAAUUUACAGCAAUUACAUGUUUAUUCAAAUUUAAGAUUAAAAAGAAAAAGAAAAGUAUAAUUGUGGCAUCAAAACUCAAGUAAUUGGAUCAGUGUAGAAACAUCUCAGAUGAUUCCCAACAACGUGCCAGCUGAUCCUACUUUACUAGGCCUAUUUUUCAGAGUGUAAGAGUUCAAAGCCUUCAUUGCCAAACCGGGCUUUCAUUCAUGUAGUGUGUUCCCAGCUUCAGAAAAAGUGCCACCAUAAGAUUUGUGAUCAUGGAAAACUUACUGCACAAAAGCUACUUUUAAAGAAAAAAAAAAAAGAGCAAACUAUUUUAGUAGUUAACGUGUACAUAUAUAUAGUGUGUUAAUUGGUUCUUAAUAUUAAGGUAUGAGGGUCUAAAAGUUUCAAUUUUGUUAUGCACUCCAGUAGCUGUGAACAGAAGCCAGAUACACAAGAUGUAAGAUGUGCAAUUAAAAAUAAUAUAUAAGGGCUGAAUGUAAAGACUAGAACUUUUUUAAUUUUAUUACACAAGCAUCAUAUGUUUUGUGUUUUUCUUGUUGUGUGUGCAGUUUGCUGUCUAUUCUUUAAUGGUGUGCAUCACUACCUUCUGAUUGUAUUCAAGUUGUUCAGAGAGGAUCUGUAAUUAUGAUGCGGUGGUCAUUUAGUGACUAAAAGGAUGAAAGUACUGUAUAAUAAUAAUAAUAACAACAAUGAAAACACCAGAGAAGGCCUCCAGUAAUGUAUGCCUUGUACUUGAA
This is a messenger RNA of Cyclopterus lumpus (lumpfish), 3588 nucleotides long. Its product is annotated as solute carrier family 2, facilitated glucose transporter member 4-like. Gene Ontology annotation, molecular function: hexose transmembrane transporter activity. Bases 538 to 2049 code for a protein of 503 amino acids. The transcript is spliced from 11 exons. Gene Ontology annotation, biological process: monosaccharide transmembrane transport. The record is from RefSeq and is a predicted model, not a curated record. Gene Ontology annotation, cellular component: membrane. NCBI's taxonomy places the organism in Eukaryota, Metazoa, Chordata, Actinopteri, Perciformes, Cyclopteridae.